AGCCUGUUUCUCUCGCUUCCUCGUCAGGUCCGUUUAAUUGCUUCUCUCAUCCGCAGAGCUUCGAUCUGGUCUCUCUCAUGUUCCUAUAGUGUUUUGGUUCGUUUAUCGGUAGAUCUUCACGAGUGACAUGAUUUCAGUAGCUGUUGUGUUCUUCGCCUUUUCGUUCUGUUUUGUGCCUUGACAAACCGCUUUGCAGAGUCAAUUGGAUUCUCCGUUUGUUUGUCUUUCUCUUGGUUUAGUCUGAUUGUCGAUUUUGCGAAUUGUUUUCUCGGAUCUUUGUUUGUGCGAUUCUCUGGGUGAUGAUUAUGAUUAAGUUAGUGAAAUGAUAUAAAAGCUUGAACAUGAAUUUCGGGUAUCUGUAUCCCCACCCAAAGAUCGAAUCUGGUGUCAAAUUGGACCCUCUUCAAUCCGGAGGGAGAAAUCAAUCUUAACUCCCCGAUCUGAUAGAAUCUUUUUUUGUUUUUGCAGUUGCGGCUGUGUAAUCUUAUAGCAGUAAUUAGCUUCUAAAAGGACUAGGCAAAAUGUUGGUGGUUCCAUGUCGUACCCAAGUACACAGUUUCCAUCUCCCUUGUAAACCGAAGAAACCGGAAAAGAAAGAAUCAAGCAACGACAUUAUGUGCGAAUGUGGACGACUUGCAGUUGUGAGAAUAUCACGCACAACCCUAAAUCCUAAUAGGAAGUUCUUCUGUUGCGCUAAACGCGGUUCAAAACAGGUGGACAAAGGAUGUGGACUCUUUGAAUGGUUUGAUAUACGAAUGGCAAUUGAAAAAGAGAGACAUAGGUUGGAUGCUCUAAUUAGAUUUCUGGAGGCGGAGAAAGUAUAUUUGAAAGAAAAAAAUGGAUUACUCAUUGAAGCUAACAAGAAUCUUCGGAAAUCAGUUGCCCAAAUGUUGCCGCUGAGGUUGUUAUUUGUAAUGCUUUGUCUACGGAUUCCAUGAGCCGCUGAGCUUUUCGUUUAUUUGUUGCGUUGUUGAAUGCGAUGCAUUAGAAUUAUCUGCUUCGGUGAACAUAGAUGACGAAAGCCCCCCAUCAAUUCAUAAUGUCGAUGUCCUAAGUUUGACGGUGUCUUGGAAAUGGUUGAAAUUGGAUGUGGAACAACUUCCAUACCUCUUAUUUCUAAGUAAGCCUAUACCAUGCAUAAUCCCAACUAGGGUUAUGGACCCCCUUCCCAUCCCUUCCUCGACAAAAGGUUCAUUAUAUAAGCUCUAACCAAGCAACCAUCGUCUCCCUUCACAAUGUCCCUAGUUGUUGUCAUGGUUAGAGGAGAGUCAACGACUGAGCCACUGGUAUUGAGACAUGUCUCCCUCGGCUCUGGUGGUCUCCAUCGAAUCAUACAUCACUCUUUUUGUCUUACCUCUCCUUCUCGUUAACAAGUAAGACGUGCUACUUGAGCUAUUUGACAUUAGGUCUGCAAACGAGUCAAAUUUUCAUUAGCUCAAACUCAACUCGUUAUAAAAUAAGUUGAGCUCGAACUCUACUCUCUUCAUAAAACUUUGGCUUAAAC
Messenger RNA from Linum trigynum, 1504 nucleotides. Lineage: Eukaryota; Viridiplantae; Streptophyta; Magnoliopsida; Malpighiales; Linaceae. The record is from the annotation of a GenBank genome assembly.